Molecule: messenger RNA, 1144 nt
Organism: Tribolium castaneum (red flour beetle)
Lineage: Eukaryota; Metazoa; Arthropoda; Insecta; Coleoptera; Tenebrionidae
Exons: 1
Coding region: 108-1043 (311 amino acids)
Molecular function (GO): GTPase activator activity
Source: RefSeq, a predicted model, not a curated record
GGUACACGAACAAACCCUGUCAACUGUCAGUCGUCACCCGCCGUUGUCAUGCCGCUCAACAUGUAAACAAUCAAUUUGAUUGAAUUUUUCCUAAAUUCUUGAAUAAAAUGUACGUUUUUUGGUGGUUUUUCGCGUACUAUUUGCGCCCCAUCGUCAAAUGGUUCCUUCGCAAGACCACCGGUUUGUGCGAGCUUCAGAGGAUCUGCUAUGGCAAGGUUCAAGGGGCCCCCAGGACCAAAGCCGUGGACUACUCCCUCUGCAUGUCAAAGUCGCCCCAAAUCGCCCAACUGAUCGCGCACUUGAACGACGUAAGCGACAAUCAGCGGUUUGUCGGUUCCAACCUCAAAGAACUCACAAAUGGGGCUGUCAACACAGUCAUGCUAGUCAAGAAAAUCAACCCGAAAAUCCACUUCCAAUUCGUGAUAAACUUCGGUCAGUGCGUGGAGCAGAUUUGGGGCUAUCGCCAGCUGCUGGCAGAAGUGGAGGAACUGAGGAAGACAGUUUACGACGCUGAUAAUUUUGGACACGAACGAAAAUUGCAGGAUUUGUGGGAGAAGUUGAUGCCCCACGAGCGUCUGGAGGGGCGCGUGACCAAGCAGUGGCAGUACAUCGGGUUCCAGGGCGAUGACCCCAAGACCGAUUUUCGGGGAAUGGGGCUCCUGGGGUUGGAGAAUCUCCUUGCUUUCGCGAGUGAUUAUCAGGACGCUGCGACUUAUGUCCUGUCUCAUUCGCAUCACCCGCAUUAUGGGUACGCGUUUGCCAUUGUGGGGAUUAAUUUGACAAGUCUGGCGUGGACCCUUUUGAAACAGGGCGAUGCCAAGACUUAUUUUUUCAAUAUGGUGAAAAGUGCACCAAGUUUGAAACUGUUUCACCAGUUUUAUAGUUACUUGUUUUACGAGUUUGAUAAAUAUUGGAUUGAGUGUAAGCCAAAGGAUAUUAUGGAGUUUUCUACUAUUAAGGACAACUUUGAAAUAAAUGUUAGGAAUGCGUUGCAGGAUCCGAAUGCUGUGUUUCGGAUUAAUUUUAGUGUUGACACUAUUUAAGCUCUCUUGUGAUACUUCAAGGCUUUGUAAAUACGAUUUUUAUGUGUGGUACACUUUGUAUGUUUUAAGUACACAAACAAAUAAAAGUGAAUAAAAUAAAA